Nomascus leucogenys (northern white-cheeked gibbon) is the source of this 3393-nucleotide messenger RNA. RefSeq names its product epsin 3 (gene EPN3). Lineage: Eukaryota; Metazoa; Chordata; Mammalia; Primates; Hylobatidae. Gene Ontology annotation, biological process: endocytosis. Gene Ontology annotation, molecular function: phospholipid binding; clathrin binding. The record is from RefSeq and is a predicted model, not a curated record. Gene Ontology annotation, cellular component: plasma membrane; clathrin vesicle coat; endosome.
UGUCCCACCUGCCCUCAGAUCCCCUCCUGCCAGCUGCCAGAGACCUCCAGCAGGAGGAGAGACAGACAUAGCUGGGGAGGUGAUGUGUGGGAUGCCAAGCAGAAGAGCAGGUUGGUAGCAAGACAAGGAGUCAGGUGACAGGACACAGUGUGUCACCUCUGGUGGUCCCUGCCUCUGGCUUCCUUGGCCCACACUUUUAGGGUCAUGCUUCCUGGAGCCAGGUCUUCCCGAAGUGUCAUCACCAAGUAUGACAAAGUGUGAGAUAAGGAGUAGAACUAGACCCAUGGGACCUGGCUCCCUGCCAUCUCCCCUCUUCAGCUGGGUCCCAGGGCCCCAACUCAGUCCCUGAAGAUCAUGCUCACCACACCUCUUCAGCUUUAGAGGCCACAUCACCUUGUUAUUUCGGGGUCUAGUCUGCCUUAUCCCCCUCCUCAUCUCAAACUAUCUGGCCUUGAGCCAUCUUUCUGCCUUAAAAACAGCUGCUGAUCUUCAUGCUACCUCCCUUGCUCAGGGGAACAUGAAACAGGCUAGAAAUGGCUCUCAGAAAGACAGGUAUUGUCAGCUCAAACUCAGGCCCCUCAUUGUCUUCUGUCAGUCCAUUUGGGGCUGGGCUCCCUGUGUGAACAGCACUCCAGGCUCCCAGAGUUUGAAAAACAACUUUGGUUCUUGGAUGGGUGGGCAUCUAAGUGGUCCUCAGGCAUCCUCCAGUUGAGAUGCAGGAGGAGGAGGAUGGACAGCAAGAUCUGACUCCGUGUGGGAAAGGCAGGGAGGGGGCUGUGCUGGAGUCCUGAUGCCCUCCUCCCCGAGAAGGCAGGGGCUCCACCAAAGAGCCAGCCCCAGGUAAUGGCCCUGCUCUCUCCUUUAAUGUCCUCCUGGCCCAGAGGAGGAAGGGAAGGGGUGUGGUGGGGGUGUUGGAGCCCCCCGCCUUUCCUGUUGAACAGGCAGGGGAAGGGUUAACUCAAAGCAGAGGGGAUCAGGUCACCAGCACUGGCUCCAGAUAUGCACUUCCUGGGGGCAGUCAACAGACAGGCCCUGCCACCUCUCAAUGCACCACCUGCCUGGCCAGCAGGAAGGGGUUAACCUGCCCUGCGCUUCCUCCUGUGUCCUGUUACUGCUUAGGCAGACCUGCUGGGCCAGCUGAGCAACUUUCCUCAGAGUGCUGCCUGGCGCUGGCUAGGAGGCAAACGCACGCGGGAAGAGCUGCUACCCAUUCCAGGGACCCUGCCGCUGCCCUUCUGAGGGGUCUGCGCCUCCUGGGAGCAGCCCCAUGUGGAACCCAAGGACGCAGCUGCUCUGCUGAGAACACGGCAGCCCAUCCUUCGAGAUCGUGACCUCGCCACAGUGGCCCUCAGCCCUCCACCUCCGGCGGGGGCGAGAGCCACCCACCUCCAAGUCUCCAGCCAUGACGACCUCCGCACUCCGGCGCCAGGUGAAGAACAUCGUGCACAACUACUCCGAGGCAGAAAUCAAGGUGCGCGAGGCCACCAGCAAUGACCCCUGGGGCCCCUCUAGUUCGCUCAUGUCCGAGAUCGCUGACCUGACCUUCAACACGGUGGCCUUCACCGAGGUCAUGGGCAUGCUGUGGCGGCGGCUCAAUGACAGCGGCAAGAACUGGCGGCACGUGUACAAGGCUCUGACAUUGCUGGACUACCUGCUCAAGACGGGCUCCGAGCGGGUGGCCCACCAGUGCCGCGAGAACCUCUACACCAUCCAGACACUCAAGGACUUCCAGUACAUCGACCGCGACGGCAAGGACCAGGGCGUCAACGUGCGCGAGAAGGUCAAGCAGGUAAUGGCCCUGCUCAAGGACGAGGAGCGGCUGCGGCAGGAGCGAACCCACGCCCUCAAGACCAAGGAGCGCAUGGCGCUGGAGGGCAUCGGCAUUGGCAGUGGGCAGCUGGGCUUCAGCCGCCGCUACGGCGAGGACUACAGCCGCUCCCGCGGCUCCCCGUCCUCCUACAACUCCUCCUCUUCGUCACCCCGCUAUACCUCCGACCUGGAGCAGGCCCGGCCUCAGACAUCAGGGGAAGAGGAAUUGCAGCUGCAGCUGGCCCUAGCCAUGAGCCGUGAGGAGGCAGAGAAGCCUGUCCCCCCAGCCUCCCACAGGGACGAGGACCUGCAGCUGCAGCUGGCUCUGCGCCUGAGCUGGCAGGAGCACGAGAAGGAGGUGAGGUCCUGGCGGGGCGAUGGCUCCCCCAUGGCCAAUGGUGCAGGGGCUGUGGUCCACCAUCGGCGGGACAGAGAGCCUGAGAGAGAAGAGAGAAAGGAGGAGAAGCUAAAAACCAGCCAGUCCUCCAUCCUGGACUUGGCUGACAUCUUCGUACCUGCCCUGGCCCCGCCCUCCACACACUGCUCUGCUGACCCAUGGGACAUCCCAGGUUUUAGGCCGAACACAGAGGCCAGUGGCUCCUCCUGGGGGCCAUCUGCAGACCCCUGGUCUCCGAUCCCCUCAGGAACCGUCCUGUCCCGGAGCCAGCCCUGGGAUCUGACUCCCAUGCUCUCCUCCUCUGAGCCCUGGGGCAGGACCCCAGUGCUGCCUGCUGGGCCCCCCACCACAGACCCCUGGGCACCGAACUCUCCCCACCACAAACUCCCCAGCACUGGGGCUGACCCUUGGGGAGCCUCCCUGGAGACCUCCGACACGCCUGGUGGUGCCUCGGCCUUUGACCCAUGUGCCAAACCUCCAGAAUCCACAGAGACCAAGGAGGGGCUGGAGCAGGCCCUGCCCUCUGGGAAGCCCAGCAGCCCUGCGGAGCUGGACCUGUUUGGAGACCCCAGUCCCGGUUCCAAGCAAAAUGGCACGAAGGAGCCAGAUGCCCUGGACCUGGACAUACUAGGGGAAGCACUAACCCAGCCAAGCAAAGAGGCCCGAGCUUGCCGGACUCCCGAGUCCUUCCUGGGCCCCUCGGCUUCUUCCUUGGUCAACCUUGACUCGUUGGUCAAGGCACCCCAGGCUGCAAAAACCCGGAACCCCUUCCUGACAGGUCUCAGCGCUCCGUCCCCCACCAACCCGUUUGGCGCGGGCGAGCCGGGCAGGCCGACGCUAAACCAGAUGCGCACCGGGUCGCCGGCGCUGGGCCUGGCAGGCGGGCCUGUGGGGGCGCCCCUGGGCUCCAUGACCUACAGCGCCUCUCUGCCCCUCCCGCUCAGCAGCGUGCCAGCCGGCUUGACCCUCCCCGCCUCGAUUAGCGUCUUCCCGCAGGCCGGAGCCUUCGCACCGCCCCCCGCUGGCCUGCCGCAGCCGCUGCUGCCCACGCCGAGCUCCGCCGGGCCGCGGCCCCCACCCCCGCAGACCGGCACCAACCCCUUCCUCUGAGCACCGCCCCGUCCCAGGCCGGCCUGCGCCUGCGCGAGACGCCCCGCGGCCCCCCGUCUGCGCCUGCGCCGGGCGCC